UGACGACGACAAUGAAUACUAGCAUAUUUCACAUUCGUCAACAGCCUCUUUUUCCAACAGUGAUACCUGCCUGACGUCCUGCGCAAGAGCAGUUGGGCGUACUGAUCAGACUGGUCGCGCAAAGAUAGAAUCCUACGUCGCAGUCAGUUGCGUAAGGCUCUCUUGACUGAAGCUUUGGCAACCAGAGCUAUUGAGAGCGGCGCUGACUUUAUAUAAGACAGGGUGAAAUUGUUACUCUAGUAUUCAUACUCAUUCUUUCUGGACAUGACGCGCCUGCCCCACCGAACGGCCCACACGUUCAGAGCUUCAAACAUUCGUCACAUUCAUCACAUUCGUCAUUUGGAUGUUUGAUCGACCAAACAAACCCAGUACGACACACAUCUCUACACUCAUGGAGAUGUAUGCUCUACUUCGCCGCCCGUGAUGCCAGAGUACUUUUUCCAUCUUCUCUUCGAGCUCCAUUCUUCACGCUCUCCUGCAGACACGACCUUCACCCCACCACCGCAAACCAACAUCUUCACGUCUGAGCUCCCAACACAUAGGCGAGCUUCGUGGAGCUCAGCGACGCCAGUGCCUAGAACGUACGGCGCUGCGACGGCCCCCAGCAACCGCCGGCUCAGUCAGCGCACACGACCCUCGUUUUCCGAACACCACGACAGUCCGGUACCAGUCGACAAAGCAAGCACUAAGAGUGGAUCGAAGACUUCCAGGAAAAGCUUUGCCGCUCACCAAGAUUGGCGCUUCGACACGAUUUCGAUUCUCAGUAUCGACAUGCUUCCGAGCAACACCGGUGACACAUCACGAUCGCGAGAGGCCCUCAAGCAUGCUGCGACUUCUGGUGGCCUAGCCACCAAGGGUAAAUUCAUACCCUCCGACCCCAAGAACACAGAAGUAGGCUGGGGCGUCGUACACCUGUUCCGAGAUGGACGCGAAACCCCAGGGCUAUAUGAUGAGGUGGAGGGCGCAUACGGCCCGUUUGUUGAGGAAGACUGUACAACACUUUGCAUACUAGCUGUACCCUCAUACAUGACGCCGUCGGAUUUCCUGGGAUUUGUCGGAGAGCAGACAAGAGAGGAUGUCUCACACUUCAGGCUCAUCCGGACCAAGAGGGCGAACAAGUACAUGGUGCUGAUGAAAUUCAGGGAAUCGAGCAAGGCAAGGGCAUGGAAGAAGGAGUGGAACGGAAAGACUUUUAAUAGCAUGGAGCCCGAAUACUGUCACGUCGUCUUCGUGAAGUCUAUCAACUUCCAGGACGGCGACGCUUCCACUCGCGACCCUUCCUCGUACCCUGAUCUUACGAACGAUCCCUUCACGCCAGCUGCGGCGCAGGAACCUACUGCACCGUUACCACCAGCGUCAAGUGCCUCUCCGUCCGCCGAAAGUAGUUCGCUUGCGACCUCGCUCACAACUAAGCCACACGCUCCUCCCACACCUGCUCUGGUCGAGCUACCAACCUGCCCUGUCUGCCUUGAGCGCAUGGAUGAGACCACUGGGCUUCUCACGAUUCUUUGCCAGCACGUCUUCCACUGUGCCUGCUUAGAAAAAUGGCGUGGCUCAGGCUGUCCAGUAUGCCGCUACACUCAGAACGACGUAUUCACCUCAAACUGUGGUCUCGAGGGUGACGCACCAGAAAACAUCUGUAAGGAUUGCGGUGCCACUGAAAAUCUCUGGAUUUGUGUCAUCUGCGGCAACAUCGGCUGUGGACGCUACGAUGAGGCGCAUGCCUUCGCCCAUUACAAGGCGACAAAGCACACCUACGCUAUGGAUGUUGUAACACAACAUGUGUGGGACUACGCCGGUGACGGCUACGUCCAUCGUCUGAUUCAGAACAAGGCGGAUGGUAAGCUCGUCGAUCUCUCCGCCUCAACACAUCAGACCUUCGGCUCAGCUGGCAUGACUGGCUAUGCCAACGAUAGUGUCCCGCGCGAAAAGCUGGACAACAUGGGCAUGGAGUACGCCUACCUGCUCACAUCCCAGCUCGAAUCUCAACGCGCCUAUUUCGAAGAGCAACUUGCGAAAGCCACAGACAAAAGCACUAAGACUGCGGCUGCUGCGGAAGAAGCAUCACGCAAUGCGUCCGCACUUGCCAAAGACUUCAAAGCUCUGCAACUGCAACACACCGAAACCGUAGCGACAGUGUCGGCUCUCGAGAAAGAAAGCGCGAGAAACACACAGAAAGCAACGGCGGCGUCAGAGCUCGCCCGCACCCUGACCAAGCAGUACAAAGAAGAGAAGACAGUAAACGACUCCCUCCUCACGCGCAUCAAGCACCUCGAGAAGGUCGCUGCAGAUGCCGAAGUCAAGAUUAAAGGCCUGGAGGCGCAAAAAGCAGACCUCGAGGAGCAGAACCAUGAUCUUUCCAUGUACAUUAGUGGCGCGCAGAAGAUCAAGGAGAUGCAGGCCAAUGAGGUCUUCGGCUUACAAGAAGGUGAAGUGGAGGGUGCAACGAUCGAAGUCGGCAAGAAGAAGAAGGGAAAGGGCAAGAAGAAGGCCUAGGAGCCCGUGACUAUUUAUCAGAAAUCAGGCCUCACAUUACAAGACGCUGGCCGUCAAAAUACAGAGGAAACGGAUGUCACGAGAGCUUUCUGGCAAAAGGAAGUUCAAACACGAAAAGACAACAAGAUCGAUGAGGAAGCCGAAGAGAGGGCAAUGCGCGCACUCUGGGAUCGCCAAGCUGCACAAGCCCAAAGCACUAAACCUCAACGAUACAACACUCCCCGUCGUCGCCGCCUGAACAGUCUUACACCCAUCGAUAACAACAUUCCCAAAUCUAUUCAACAACCCACAUCAACAAUCGACAAAGAUGAGAUGGCCCUGCAAGCCUUGACCGAUAUUU
This is a messenger RNA of Macroventuria anomochaeta, 2836 nucleotides long. Its product is annotated as zf-UBP-domain-containing protein. The transcript has a single exon. Gene Ontology annotation, cellular component: cytoplasm. The record is from RefSeq and is a predicted model, not a curated record. Gene Ontology annotation, biological process: protein ubiquitination; Ras protein signal transduction. Bases 424 to 2496 code for a protein of 690 amino acids. Lineage: Eukaryota; Fungi; Ascomycota; Dothideomycetes; Pleosporales; Didymellaceae. Gene Ontology annotation, molecular function: ubiquitin protein ligase activity; zinc ion binding.